CUUCUCAUUCUCUCUCUCCUCUCCAUUUCCCAAUGUCCUCCCCCGCCGCCCAACCCCGCAAGUUCCCCCCGCCGUGCUGGACCGACGACGAGGCCCAAGCCCUCAUCUCCGUCUAUAAACAGAAAUGGACCUCCCUCAACCGCACCAACCUCAAAUCCCACGACUGGGACGACGUCGCCGCCUCCCUCGCCGCCCAGUUCCCCGCCGUCUCCCCCUCCAAAACCCCCGUCCAGUGCCACAACAAGAUCGAGAAGCUCCGCAAACGCUUCCGCUCUGAAAAACACCGCGCCGCCGCCCGCCCCGGCCGCUUCUCCCCCUGGUCCCUGUAUCCCUUGAUGGCCGACCUCGACUCCCUCUCCGCUCCCAAACCCGACCCCACCACAACCACCUCCACGGCUUUUCCGGUCAGGUCGUUAGGUCAUAGGAAUUUGAGUCAUGAGGAGUUCAUUCCAAAGAGGGAUCUGAGGAAUGAGAGCUCAGGCUAUCGUCGGAAAUUGGAGAGCGGCGUGGGGAGUAGUGGUGGUGGUGGUGGUGUGGUGAGGAAGGCGGAUCCGGCGGAGGAGAUAGUGUCGUCGAUCCGGUCGCUGGGGGAGAAGUAUAUGAAGGUGGAGAAGAGGAAGAUGGAGAUGGCGAGGGAGAUUGUGGUGAUGCAAAUGGACAUGGAAAUGAAGCAGACUCAGGUCAUCAUGGAGUCGCAGCAGCAGAUGGUGAGUGCUUGUGUUAGUGCAUUGUUGGAGAGUAGGAGGAGGAAGAAGAAGAACAGGAAGAUCAAUGUGGCGCCCAGUGCCGACUGAUUGAUGGAGCUGUUUAUGAUGUAAAUGAGGAGAAAUGUGUACCAGGAGGAUGUGGCUUGAAGAAGAGAGGUCUUUGGUGUUGACAAGAAGUAAGAUUCUCUUCUGGGAUUAAUUGUACUUUUAGCUGUAGAAAUGGCUAGUUUUCUUUUUGUAUCUAAUGUCUCGGAUUCAAGGUUUGGAGCAUGAAGUUGGAGCAAUUUAUACCAAUCUUCUAACAAUUUAGUGCUUCUCAGUUUCAAUUACGUACUGUUAUGUUUCAUGUAUGUGCUCUAAGAUUUUUCAAUCUGUUUGUUUCUAACUCUUCUAGGCUCUCUUUUGGGGACCUGGAUUAUAACAUUAGGCACUGAGCUGUUUGUUCCAGUGCAUUAUUUCCAGAACAGUGGUAUACUCUGAUAUUUUCCUUGUUAUGUUGCCCAUUGUGGUCCAGAUUCUUGCCCAAAGAAUAUCUCCGACAAUAGUGAAUAGAAUGCAUAAAAAAAGGAGGAACAAUUAUAGGUUGUUGCUCUAGGAAGGCUAAGACUUUGAGGGGAAAAUAGGAAACAGUGCAUGACGAAAUCUUCAGCCUAAGACUUACCAGAGCCUUGUGAAUGCCCCCCUUGAGCUAUCGAAUGAAUAGUUUUGGCAAUAUAAACUGGAUGAAGCAAACCCAGGUUAUAUAAGCUGAGACACAUCAGUAUAAUACCAAUCUGAAGAUCCCGAGACUCACUAACUCCAUUUUGUAUUUACUUUCAUCUAUAUUUGCUUCAUAUCUUCAGAUUACUAUGAUGCUGAGUGAACUGUUAUCACAUUUUAGAUUAGUAUGUGUCCAUGAAACUAUACUUGUAGAUGGUACUUUUGAGGCAAUUAUAACUUUGAGGGAUUCUGGGAAUUUGGCAGAUAAAUUGUAAUGUUUCCACAGUACAUUUACUUGCAUGAAUAUUUCAAGAAUUUCUGAAGUAUCUGUUAGCUUAUUCACAGUUUAUGAAUAUGUGAGUUUUUUCACAUGUUUCUGAUAUACGUGCAUGCAUUUGAAGUAGAUGAUGUAUAUCAUCAUUGAAAUACAAUAAUGUAAUUACAACUGAGUAAACCGGAAAAGGCUUCUUUAAUGUCCCUGAAAAUUCCACAGUAGAGGAUGAUUGGGAUGCCAAUUGAGCUCUAAUGGUCCCUUGGUUCCCUCAUAAUGGCCGAGCAUAGCUGUCAUAAUCCAUUACUUAUAGUUAGGUGGUAAGGAGAGAAGUCUUUAUAGGUUCUUUUUUACCAUACUAGUAUACCUUUACUGAUUUAGUUAGAAAGUAACUGUGGCUAGUAGCAACAGACUACUUUGGUGGUAUGGUGUAAAAGUUUUUCUAUUUUAACUGGUCUAUAAUGGAUGAAUGAUCCUGAUUCUCCAUAUGGAGUGACAUAGGUGUUUGCAUAGAAUUUCAGAGUGUUUAGAUUAUCCUAUGAAUUGCUUUAUGUGAUUAUAUUGUGUAGGAUUAUGGUGAUGGAAGGCUAAAGCUAGGAAAUACCACUUUUAGAUCAUUUCUUUUGGUUGGUUAGAGAAGUUAAGUGACAAAGUGGCAAAAGAUUUCAGUUUUAGUGAUCUUAGGAGCAUUUCAUUCAAUAAAACUUGGAAAUUGUUUAAUAGUUACAGUCAAGUGAUUCCUUAGAGAGUGCAUAAGGUCUCAAAUAACUUUAUUAGAACAUAACUCCUUGUUGUAUCUACUUUCAUCUGUUUGCUUCAAAUCUUCCAAAAAAGUUUAGUUUUAUACUGAAUGAACUUUUAUCACAUUUCAGAUUUUUUACAGUCACAAUAGAAGUAAUUACAAAACAAUAAUUAACUGCUUAUUCUUCCCCUAGGCCUUCAAACUCAGGAUAUUUGUUGUGCUGUAACCUUUAAAAUGGUCAUUACUAUCAUUAAUUAUAUUAUUAUAAAUAGGAUUUAUACACUUAACAACAGAAUCAUAAAUACAAACAAUCAAUACAACUGCUGCCACCUCUAUGUUUUUGAGUUAUUCUCCAUUAUGUUAUGAGUUUGAGAUUUAAUGAGAUUGUUUGCAACUUGCAAGUAUUAUUGAUUGUGGAGUAGCUGAGUGACAAAGUCCAAACACAUUUUAACUUGGGAAGCAUUAUAACUUGCAUUUGCU
Argentina anserina (silverweed cinquefoil) is the source of this 2899-nucleotide messenger RNA. RefSeq names its product trihelix transcription factor ENAP1-like. Bases 33 to 794 code for a protein of 253 amino acids. The transcript is spliced from 2 exons. The record is from RefSeq and is a predicted model, not a curated record. NCBI's taxonomy places the organism in Eukaryota, Viridiplantae, Streptophyta, Magnoliopsida, Rosales, Rosaceae. Gene Ontology annotation, cellular component: nucleus. Gene Ontology annotation, molecular function: transcription cis-regulatory region binding.